AUGCGCGAAUUUAUAGGCAGCGGAAGCAAAGACUCGGACAGCGACGAACCUCAAUCAACACCAGCACCUCCACGACAACCUAGACGAUCUUUGAGGAUUAGACGUAGACGAUACGCGAUAAACCAUCCGUCCCCACAUUUACGGCGAUCGUCUGACGCUACUCGAGAUCUAAAGCAGAUUGCGAAACGACCGCAACCACGCCCGUUUCCUGGAAAGUCACAAUAUGACGUUUAUCGAACUCAGAGUCAGCAACGUGCCAGAGCUGCAUUGCACCAUCUGUUCCCACCACGCCGCGGUAGCGGGUCUUUCUCGAGGCGCAUCCCUGAACCAACUGUGGUAAUGCAAGCACUAUCGCCAGACCAACCCGAAUCGAUCUCUCCCCUCGACCAGAUGGCUUCAUCGCCACAAGAUCUCUCACCGCACACUUCACCACAACCUGUAUCACUACACGCUUCGCCAGCACACGCUCCGCCGACACGUACUUCACCACCACGACCCCCUUCAAUACAAGGUCCAUUGCCCCACGCUACUUCGACACAUAGACCACCGAGCUUGGGAAGUCGUAAGUCGUCGAUGCCAUCCUGGUACGUUGAAAAUACAGAGAUAGGCACAGUACAGAGCGAUGAAGGUAGCAGCGAGAGUUCUUACGAAUCUUCAGAGAAGGAUCAAAGCGAGCAUCCGAGCAACAAAGCUAUGUCCGAUAAUGCUUCAGCUAAAAACGAUCUAGAAGUCGAAAUUGUUGGUGUUGAUGAAGAGUUCAACGCGCAAGCGUUAGUCCCUAGCCUCAACGAUGAUAUCCUAGCAGAAAUGGAAUCAGAUGAAGAUUCAGACGAUGAUGUUAUCAUGUUUGACCAACUAUCCUUUCAGGUCACCUUCGAGAACUUGUGGGGCCAGACAGAAACUCAAAAUUGCUGCAUACGACUUAGUAGUGGUUCGGUACAGAGGUAUAGAGUCUGGGCUCGAGAACAGACUGGCCAGCAACGACGGGAGUUCGACGGAAAAGUACGCUCGCCUAUUCCUCGCACGCUUUUCAGACGCCAUCCUCCUGAGAAAUUUAUAUUUCCCGCAUUCCUAGAACUGUGGGAUCAUGCACAUAAGCUACAAGAAAACCAUUUGAAGGCAAAGAAAAGGAUCGUGCAACUAAAGGGAAAGGUUGAGUCUCUUAGUUGCCUGUUAGAAGUACCCGAUCCCAUGCUUCAGAAUGAGCUUUUCGCAGUGGAACACGAGGAUACGGAACCGGCCCGAGCUAGGGAGAACUCGCAGGAGCCUGCUCAGCAGCCGGACCAAGGCAAGUUUGCAAAACAACCUGUACAUGAAGUCCAGCAGCAGCAGCAGCAGCAGCAGCUUCGCAACAGCGAUGCGCCUCCUCAGCAGGUAUCCCGCCUAGAAACCCAUACAAUAUCGCUCGGCAGUGACAAAAAGAUUGAUGUGCACGAAAGCUCUUGGCAGGACCAGCUUAACAAGCUGAAGAGCGAGUCGCAGCAGCUUAGGGAUUGUAAUUUUGAGAUGAAAUCGUACAAUAGAAAGCUGCAAAAUGAGUUACAACUGAGCAUCGAACGUCAUGCUCAGAGCAUGGACAGAAGCAAGGCGCUCCAAAAAGUGAUCGAGGCAAAAACCAAGGUGUUAAGUAAGAAGACUAGACAACUAAGCGAAUUGCAGAAGCGGAACGCUGAAUUAGUCAAGGCACUUCGGACACAUGAUACAGUGGUUGGUGCACAACAGGAGCGGGAAGGAUUUGAUGCAGAAUACCUCAAGGUCAAGCGUCAACGUGACCGCUCAUUGCAGACUCUCGACCAUGUACAAACAUCUAUGCACCAAACAGCAGGGUGUCAAGCAGCACGGCAACAACAAAUAGCUAUUCAACGUGAGCGUCAAAGACUAACGCCGCCUGCUGAUGUUGCUAGCAUACAGGAACAGGUCACUCCCUUCGUCAAGGAGGCUGGGACGCCGGACACAAUGGAACAACUGAAAAGGUUGCGCAACCACAGACCUGACUCUGACAAACUCGAUGCUGCACCUAUCUCGUCGAAUGCUGGUGCUAGACCGUCCACGACCGCUAAACUUGGCCAGACCGACCACAAGAAAUCUCGGCCCGCUCCAAUCAAAAGACCUAUGGGAAAACCUAGAAAUCUUGAGGCUACAGAAAUCACAAGAUCGUUCAGUUUUGCGCGCAGUUUGCCAGGUCCUAGUCUCAAACAUCCCAUUCGCGAUCCUGCAACCAACAAAAGUCCUGUUGUGCAAUCGAAAACAGAUCCUUUAGAAGCUCCAGGUGAAGAUGUCUCAAUCGAUUCGAGCGCGACUUCGAAGGUUAUAGUCUCUCCAAAACUGUUGGCAGGGCAGGACAGUAUUGACGUGGCGCAUCAAUUUGGCGACCUCACAGCAUUGUGGAAAAGGAUAGAUCAGAGUAACUAUGUCUUCAAUGACACAGCUCUGAUUCUGUAUAAUGUCUACGGAAUGAACAGAAGUAAAAGAACACAACUCUUCUCGCGAGGAGAUUAUGUAUAUGUUGCUAUCCUCGUACAGAACGAGUUUUGGCUCGUAAAGGCUGAUACAUUGAGCUCGAUCUUUAUUCUUCCGAGAACAGCAGCUACCUUAGUUUGUCCUCAUGGUCAGAUGUAUUGCGAAAUAUACGAGGUCGUCUACGGUCACGAAGUUGACGACGAGGACAUGCAUAUCUUUCUGACACCACUCAUAUCCCUGCCACAUCCGCCUUCCUACGGCAAGAAAGAGCUGUCCUUUAGAUUUGUUCACUGUGCUCACUCUCAGACAAGCACUGGUCCAUUCAGCGAUGGAUUUGGUGAGCUGUACAGAUGUGUAAGAACCCUGGGUGGAGAGAAGAACGGAUGGUAUCCUGCUAUAUUGUUGUCCCAAAGUCCUGUGUCUAUAACCGACUACGCACCAACUCUAUGUCCAUGCAGUCAACCCCAGCCCUACACUAGUACCGCAGACGUACUGAAAGAUUGUCACAGCAUUCUAGCACCAUUUGGGACGGAGGGUACUUUCAGCCUUUAUGAGCACGAUCUCGUUGACAUCGCCCAUCUGCAUCCACAAGGGCGUCAAUUAUAUUGCAUUCUCCAUCGAAAGACUGGUCAAAGAGGCUGGGUUGAUGCUUUUAAUUUACGCGUUCAUCGGCAGCCUGUUGCGAAUGAGCAUGGAGAUAUUUAUUACGACAUCACUCCAAGACUUUUCGAUUUCUCCAUGGAUUCGCCUAUGGGUGGACAGAAUUGGAGCGGUAAAGAUUAUUCUCGGUCUUACGAAAUGCCAACGGGCUACAAGGACAUCCCAGUCAGGCGCUACGAUAAUUGGCGCACCGGGCCGCCCAUAGGCAAAUACGUCGCAUACAACGAUUACAUGCAGCUUCCGAGACCAUGGAAGGAUACACUGGCAGUCAACUGCUUUGGUCCAAGAAGAGGUAGAAACCGAGCAAGACCCCGUUCGCUCAUUCAUGAUACAGAGUAUGAGCAUCGCCUUAUCAAACGCAAUGCGAAUAUUGGGUGGCAGCCGAAGAGAACCAUUGCCGAUAGCCAAUUACUAGAUAGAGACUACAAUUCAGAUCCUAUUACAAAGGAAGCACGAUCAAGAAAACUCAAGUACGAAUAUAGAACAAAGUCUAGAGGCCAUGUUAUACAAGUUCUUGCUGCCGAUCCCGAUGAGUACCUUGACGGCCCUUGGUCGGAUCGAAACAGGAAUGACUGGAUCAGCAAUUACCGGGGCAGAGGCGGUAAUAUUGACGAACGAGGGCUCGCUGUCCUUAAUGCCAUGACGGUGAAAGAGAGAAAACAGGUCGAAGGAGAUACUGGCUCGGGUGAUGAUGCCACCGAGGCUGAGAGUAUGACAACUCAGGAGUCGGAUCGAAUGCAAUACGACAAGCUCGCCGAAGACUGGGAACGCGGUUACGAUCUCGUCUACCAGUUGUCUGAUACUAGUUCGAAGGUUUACGGGCUGGGAAAGACGUUUGUGAGAGUGUUUGACCUUUCUGAUGAUACGUUAGUCGUACAAGACAUCGAGUACCUCAACCGGAAAUUUCGUGUACCUAUUGGGAAAAUAGAUGCCUUCCAGCCUCUUCUUCGGACAGCCACUACGGGUCAUCGACCAGAUACUCAAGUCAUUUUACUGGAGAGGUUUGCUGAUGACGAAGGAGAAGGCGACGAAAGCGAAACCUUAUACUUAUGCGUCUGUGCAGAAGAGGUGCACAACUGGUUCACCCGGGAUUUGCACAUAGAGGACGAGCAGCAUUGGCAAUCUCUUGAAGCCGUGCUUCAACGUAUUAGAGAAGCCCACGAAUCCGACAAGGUCGAUCUCCCGAUUCCGCCAGUACGUGAUUGGGAUUUUUUCUACACGGUCUUGUAUCUUGAAAAUAGCGCCUUCGAGAAUGAUUUGCAGAUACAACCAGGUGAACCCGUGUAUUUGGACAGGAGUGAAUCCGCACCAUCUGGUAAUUGUUACUGUCGUACCCAGCCUGAAGGCAAACACAAGGCUUUGUUCGAAGAGAAACAGCUCGAUAUGCUGAACCACUACCUCCGUGUUCUGAGUCCCGCCGCUGACGAUCCGGACCUAAAGCAGCUGGAUUAUGUGAUCGUCCUCAAGAAGUUCGAAGACAAGUACUGCUGCAGCUUGCCAGGCCAACGUAAGAAGUGGUUCUCCGAAUUUCAACUACAGGCCAUUACAAGCACUAUGAAAGAGUCACACGACUUGUUUAAGAACCUCGUCGAUCUGAGUUAUCUGUCUGCUGAUGACUGGGAAGAAUUUUUACAGUCCUUUGAUUCUCACCCGGGUCCAGCUCAGUCUUCAGCAGGUGUGCUGUCGAUGGACUCUACGGACAUUGGUUUUGAUGAAGAAAUUAUGUCAGAUCAUAUGAUCCAGGAUCCUGCCUCUAACAGAUCGUCGCAAGCAUCUGCACAAUCUGGACAUACAUCCACAAGUCCACGAUUCGUGCAACACACUACACCAGACAUUGAUGAGGUUGCGCAGAAGCCCGAACAAACAGAAUUUCCGGAUUUGUCAUCUCCCACGGUCGAGCGAUACAGUCCUGUCGGACAACCGACAACAACAAUGCCAGCUUCACAGUCCUCCGCCCCCAACACAGUCGGUGCUGAGAAAGUGAAUUCGAACUCUCGCGACUCGACUAUUCUUCAACGCCCCUCAAAGAGUGCCUCUGUCGUAAUAUCUGCUGAGAAAAAUGGCUGCAAGAUCUCGUACACGGACCUAGACCCUGAGCGAUUCCAAAAAGCCCGGCACGACCUCGACGCAAUCCCUUCAGACGAACCAGGCACCAAUUUAAAGUCGAACACGAAUCAUCGGGCCGAUGGGAAAUUUGGAGGAGCAAGACUGGUUGAGGAGAUCGUUGACGACGUUUUGGAGCAAAAGCUCAGUGCUAGGGAGUCAGUCGAUGCUAUUCUCAAGGAGGUAACAAGAAGGCCUUCCACACAUACUAGAUCAGUGUCUAUAGGGAACAGGGGCGACUCUGCCUUGAGCGAUUCGUCCACUCGUAGUGCCUCAGCCGGAUUUUUCUCAGGGACUACUCUCCAUACUAGCCGGAAGUACGGUUCGAGAAUGUGGACGCUUCCGCAAUCAACGCGGCCUACUGAUUCGUAUGACCAGGAAUCCUUGCUCCAAGAGAUAAGGAGAAAACAACACGAAGAAUCAAAGCGACAACGCAGAUCCUACAGAGACUAUUGGCGUAAAGAGCGUGCCGAGCGCGAGCGGAGCAACAUACAUCACAAAAACAAGGCUGCAGACGAGAUGUCGGCAAUACUGAAUGCUCAACCAACUAGCUACGAAACGUUCAGACGGAGGUUCCUGGAUAGAAGGGAAACGCCAGAGCAUAUGGAUCGUCGCGAGAACAAGAAUAGUGCGCUCGGUGAGACGUUGGCCGAACUCGAUCCCCAUCCAGCUGCAGACAGUCAGAAGUCCGAAGACAGAUCGCCUGAUUUAACUCACAGGAAGCCCUCUUCCCGUGAGUCACCUCUCGACACAUGGAACGCACCAUUCCAAAUCACGAUCGAAAGUGACAACGAAGGCGAAGACCACGACGACGACACAACCGAAGCCAGUGUAAGCCCGGAAAGUAUCAUAUCGCCACGUUCAUCCUUCUCUAUGCGACAGCAGCAGCAGCAUCAUCUCCUCCAAGAACCUAAACCGCUUUCCACUCCGACCUACUCAUUGGUCAUUUACUGGCUCGCCAUGCUCUGGAUGUUCAUCAGCAUGUAUGCCAUGCGACGGGAGUGGCUGGACGUUAAUGGUGUUGGUAUGGGUGCACAGCUUGUAAAGAAUCGAAGGGAUGCAUAUAGUGGUGAUGGGUGGGAGUGGGCAGUUUGGGAGAUGGUGAAGAGAGGGUUCUCGGAGCGGUAG
This is a messenger RNA of Lithohypha guttulata, 6351 nucleotides long. RefSeq lists its product as uncharacterized. Lineage: Eukaryota; Fungi; Ascomycota; Eurotiomycetes; Chaetothyriales; Trichomeriaceae. The transcript has 2 exons. Bases 1 to 6351 code for a protein of 2116 amino acids. The record is from RefSeq and is a predicted model, not a curated record.